Messenger RNA from Neoarius graeffei (lesser salmon catfish), 8547 nucleotides. RefSeq names its product RIC1 homolog, RAB6A GEF complex partner 1 (gene ric1). Gene Ontology annotation, molecular function: protein binding. Gene Ontology annotation, cellular component: Golgi membrane; cytosol; Ric1-Rgp1 guanyl-nucleotide exchange factor complex. The transcript is spliced from 26 exons. Lineage: Eukaryota; Metazoa; Chordata; Actinopteri; Siluriformes; Ariidae. Gene Ontology annotation, biological process: retrograde transport, endosome to Golgi; intracellular protein transport. The record is from RefSeq and is a predicted model, not a curated record. Bases 377 to 4657 code for a protein of 1426 amino acids.
AAGAUGGCGUCGCGCGAGAGAAAUUAGUGCCGAACUUCGCUUCAAAACAAACGUCGCUCGGGUUACGCUGCAUUCGCGUUGCUGCUUGUUUCGUGAAAAAAAAAAUAGCGUCGGGUUAAGGAUUUAUACUUUUUCCUCUUUGGAUAAAUUGCAAAAGCGGCUCUUCUGCAUCUUCUUGUUUAUGGCUAUGGAUUUUUACAGUUCCAUGUUAAUAAUGAACUCGGAUAAUCAUCAUGGAGUGACCCGGACUGCUAGCGAAUAUGCUAACCGGCUAACUCGCUAAAGCGCUCGCCUGAAGCUCGGGGUCGGCCUGUGUGUGGAUGUGAAGGCGCUCGGAGUUCGCUUUCAACGCCGACACGGAUUAUUUGUGUUCGCCAUGUAUUUUCUGACCGGCUGGCCGCGGAGGCUGCUGUGCCCGCUGCAGAGCGCCGAGGAGCCCUUCCACAUCCAGCCCAGCUCACAGCGCUUUUACUUCGCCGUGCUGUCCGACACACAGCUCAGUAUCUGGUUCAGCAGGCCCAGCGUUCUGAUAGUGAGUUAUAUCGAAUCGGAGAAGGCAGCUGCUCAGUUUGGUUUCUAUCAGCAGGCCGAAUGGAAGCCAGACGACUCCAUGAUCGCUGUGGCGGCUGCUAACGGAUACGUGCUGCUGUUCGACAUUGUCGGAGGCGGGGAUGAAAAGUAUCUGUACGAGCCCAUCUAUCCAAAGGGUAGUGCGCGUGUGAAGGUUACUCCCGGGUAUAAAGAGGAACAAUGUGCUCCUGCGCUCAGUGUGGAAAUGAAGAAGCCAGUCGACCUGGAGGCUCCUAUUACCAGUCUUCAGUCUCUGCAGGAAGAUUUGUUGGUGUGUACGGCUGAUGGCUAUCUGCACAUGCUGCACUGGGAUGGAGUGUGUAACGGCCAGAGAGCUGUAAACCUCAGCACCAUUCCUUUCUCUCUGGACCUGCAGUCAUCACGCGGUGGGCCUUGUUUGGAUCUGAACGGCGUCCAUGUCCGAGAAAUGGAAUAUUGUAUGACGUUAGAUGGCUUUGCGGUCGUGCUCGAUGACGGAAGGCUCGGCUUCAUCACGCCAACCGCGAACAGGUUCUCCACUGAGCAGUUGCAGGGCGUUUGGGCAGCAGAUGUGACAGAUGGCACGUGUGUAGCAGUGAACAACAAAUACAGACUGAUGACUUUCGGCUGUGCAAGUGGCUCAGUGUUGGUCUACAUGAUAGACAACACUACAGGAUCAAUGCAGCUGUCGCACAAAUUGGAGUUAAGCCCCAAACACUACCCAGAUAUUCAUAAUAAAACAGGUCCGGUUAAGCUCAUCCGUUGGUCUCCGGACUGCAGCGUUGUCAUGGUGACCUGGGCAUGUGGCGGUCUCUCUAUGUGGAGUGUGUUUGGAGCUCAUCUCGUCUGCACGCUCGGAGAAGACUUCACGUAUCGAUCAGAUGGCACGAAGAAGGAGCCACUAAAGAUCAGCUCUAUGAGCUGGGGGGCAGAGGGUUACCACCUGUGGGUGAUUGGCAGCACGCAGGCGGGCAUGGAGCAGUCUGCACAGUUAAGCCAGGCCUCCAUCCUGCAGUUUCAGUUCAUUAAGAGUGCACUCACAGUCAAUCCUUGUACGAGUAAUCAAGAGCAGGUGCUCCUCCACGGUGAGGAUCGGCUGCUGAUGACGUGUGGAGAUGCUGCAGUUCAGAUACACAACCAGGAGCAGCAUUCAGCACGGAGCACAACACACACACAGCUCAGCACUUUACUGGGACACAAACACUGGCACAUCGUGCAGAUUCACAGUACAUAUCUAGAAACUAACUGGCCAAUACGGUUUGCAGCCAUAGACUCCGCAGGCCAGUGUUUGGUGGUAGCAGGGAGACGCGGAUUUGCACAUUACUCAUUAUAUGCCAGGAAAUGGAAACUGUUUGGAAACAUUACACAGGAACAGAGCAUGACUGUGACUGGAGGUCUCACCUGGUGGAAUGACUUUGUCGUCGUUGCCUGUUACAACUUCAUCGACCAGCAGGAGGAGCUGAGAUUAUAUCUCCGCUCCUCGAACCUCGACAACGCCUUUGCAAGCGUUACAAAGCUGCAUGCUGAAACUUUGCUGCUCAAUGUAUUCAGAAACACAAUCAUUUUGUUUCGCACCGACUGUUCCAUCUGCCUUUAUAGCAUUGAAAAGAAGCAAGACAGCUCUUCAGUGUCUGUAGAUUUACUACAGGAAGUGUCGAUGUCGCGUUACAUCCCUCAUCCUGCACUGGUGGUUUCGGUCACGCUCACUUCAGUCAGAACAGAGACGGGAAUGUCACUGAAAACCCCACAGCAGGCAUGUAAUGCAGAAAGUAUUUUGUUGAAUUUGGCCGGUCAGCUCAUUAUGCUGCAGAGAGAUCGGUCUUGCCCACAGGUACGAGACAAGGACACUUCAGCCAGUCAGAAAACACUGCUGCCUUUUUCUCCUCCCGUGGUUCUGGCUCAGUGUGUGGAGAGUGUGUGGGCCUCGAGUCACUCAGGCUCGAAAAAGCGCCACCUGGUGGAGGCUCUGUGGCUGUCAUGUGGCGAGUCAGGGAUGAAGGUGUGGCUCCCACUGUUCCCACGCCGCGAGAACCGCAAACCACACUCGUUCCUCUCGCGCCGCAUCAUGCUCUCUUUCCUCCUUGACAUCUACCCGCUCGCCGUGCUAUCGGAGGACGCGCUCGUUUUGGGUGCUGCUAAUGACACUCUUCUUUAUGACUCUUCUUUUUUCUCCAAAGAUGGCCUCGGAGGAAAUUCCUCCUCUUUGGAGGGCACGGGAGGAGAUGCUUCCACCAAAGAAAGCCUUUCUCGCAGGCCCUCCACGUUUUCUUUGUCCCGGGAGCCCCCGGAGUCGUUUUUUCCCUUCUGUCUGGUAGAAAGGACAUCUCAGAUCUACCUCCACCACCUCCUCCGUCAGCUGUUGGUGAGAAAUUUGGGCGAGCAGGCCUUGUUGUUGGCUCAGUCAUGCUCGUCGCUGCCUUAUUUCUCACACGUGCUAGAGCUAAUGGUGCACGUGGUGCUGGAGGAGGAGGCCACGUCUCGUGAGCCAAUCCCGGACCCGCUGCUGCCCACCGUGGCCAAGUUCUUGGCCGAAUUUCCUCUGUUCCUGCGCACCAUCGUCCACUGCGCCCGCAAGACCGAGUUCAACCUCUGGAACUACCUGUUCGCUGCUGUCGGGAAUCCAAAAGAUCUCUUUGAGGAGUGCAUCAUGGCACGGGACCUGGACACGGCAGCUUCGUAUCUCAUCAUACUGCAGAACAUGGAAGCGCCAGCAGUGAGUCGUCAGCACGCUACUCUCCUCUUCAACACGGCACUUGAACAAGGAAAAUGGGAUCUCUGUCGUCACAUGAUCCGAUUCCUCAAGGCCAUUGGGUCAGGGGAGAGCGAGACUCCACCCACCACUCCAACCAGUCAGGAGCCGAGCUCUACCGGAGGAUUUGAAUUUUUUCGCCAUCGCAGCAUCAGUCUGUCUCAGUCAGCAGAAACUGUUUCUACAGGAAAAUUCAACUUGCAGAAAACCUUCAGCAUGCCUUCAGGACCGUCCACUAAAGGUAAAGAGAGCGAUAGUGCUGAGAACAUGUACAUCGACAUGAUGCUAUGGCGUCACGCGCGGCGUUUGCUGGAGCAGAUCCGUCUGAAGGAUCUCGGCUGUUUCUCGGCCCAGCUGGGCUUCGAGCUGAUUGGCUGGCUGACCCGUGAGCGCACACGUGUUGCUCGUAUCGUUAACUUUGUCGCUGCCCUUAAAUGCCUCCAUAACGACUUCCUGUGGCCUUUUCCUGUUCUCCCUGCUGGAUCGCCACUCAAAAACGGACGCUGUCGAGCAGUGUUGAGCACACGUCUGCUCAAGUCCCAGUCUAACGACAGCUUACUGAACAGCGAUAUGGACACGGCACCGCCUCCGAUCACAACCAAUCACAGCUGGUUGGAUGGACUGGGGGCGGAGCCUAAAGAGAUCGACUCGGCCUCUUCACACGGCGCUCCACAAACACAAGAAGCCUUUCUGUCUCCUCUCAUCAAUAAAACGGAGGAGUGCAGUAUCGGCUCAGCCACAGAUCUAACGGAGACCAGCUCCAUGGUAGAUGGUGAUUGGACGAUGGUGGACGAGAACUUCUCCACCCUGAGCCUUAGCCAGUCGGAGCUGGAGCACAUUUCCAUGGAGCUGGCCAAUAAGGGUCCUCACAAGUCUCAGGUGCAGCUGAGGUACUUGCUGCAUGUGUUUUUAGAGGCGGGAUGUUUGGAAUGGAGCAUCGUGAUUGGUCUGAUUCUGCGUGAUGUCAACGUCAUUAAGAAAGUGUUGGGCUUUUUGGAUGCUGCAGAUACAGAAACGGUUCAGAGCAUACAAGCCGGCCUCAUCGCUAUCGACCAGUGGGCUUCGUCUGAUUGUCUGGGUUACAAGCCUUUCCUGAACCACAUUGCUCCUGAGCUGCAGAAGCCGUGCAACGUCUCCGUGGAUCAGAUUCAGCUCGACUCGUUUCAGCCGUCCGUUUCCAAGAUGGCCGACCCAGUUCUGCCCCGAGUGGAGGAGCAUCGCGGGGUCACGAACUUUACCCUCCCCAUGACUCUUGAGAUCCCUGCCGGCUCCGUCCCUCGCAUUCUGGAGGACAGCCGCAAGGAGGAAUCCGAGGACGAGGCAGCUGAGGAGGGCGCUUACGACUGCACGCUCUCGUGAUUUCAAGAGAGCGGAGAAUCAGUGGGCUCUGGAUUCCUCUACGUUGUGUAUGUUGUGUCCACCCUCUUAUUCCCCAAGCAUCAUGCAUUAUGGGUCAUAGCAGGAAGCACAGGCAGAAGGCAGGAACUUUGUCUGGGUUUCAGUUGCACAUCUUCAUGCGUCAAAGUGUAGUAAGGGGCGCUACAGAGAGAACGCAGGACGGGUUUGUGGUCUCUUAUUCACCGUGUAGGGCUCACGUCAUCAUGGAGUCGAUAUAACAGUACGUGACCUCGUGUGCCAGUGAAACAGUCUGGCAGAGCGUUCAAAACUAUAACGAAGUGGUCAGUGUUUUUAUAAAAAUGCUUGUGGUGCAUCUGAAAGCAAGAAAGAGACGUAGAUUUAAACGGUAAAAGCAACAGAAUUCAUAAUAAUCAAAUUAACCCCACCGCACUGAAAUGUGUUCCUAAAAGUCCACGCAUCUUUUCCGUCGGCAUCCUUGAAAUUCAACAUCGCGUUCUGAGUUACUCAUUUUAAAAAGCCAUGUUUCCAGAAAAUCAAGGAUCUGUAAAUCAAAUGUUUUUCAGCGACCGCAAAUUCAGAUUCGAUAAUUAAUUACAUUUUCACGUUUAAAAAAAAAAUUCAGAGGUAUUCACGAAGAUUCCCCCCAAGUAAGACGUUUCCAUGCUAUGAACUCGAUGGGUAUUUAAUGUUCAAAUCAUUUGUGACUUAUUACGUUAUCGAUACUACAUGGCCGCGUCACCCAGCUCCGAGACAAACGGGACAGGGACUAGUCUUGUCCUAAAUCAUGCGACCUCAUUAGGACGCAAUUUGAACAAAUGUACUUCCUGACAAGCUCUCGUCUCCUCAAGAGAGCCGGAGAGAUGAGACCACCUGUACGGGAUGAUGUGUGGCCUGCGUAGUGAAUAAGGGACGGGUAGGACAGAAGAGAUUCGGAGCUCGUGCGUGUGUGUGUGUGGUAUAGGUAAUGCUGCACUUCUGAUGUGUUUCUCCUGUGUUCUAACACCAGUAUUACUAUUGAUCUCCAAGAGGAGGCCGUAUUUCCAAAAUGAUUUGUAAGUUUAGCUCUUGAGUGACCUUUCAGUUUGUGGGGUGGAGGGGCGACUUUAUACAGUAUAAGAAGAAUCAAAUUUGCACAUCCACAUGAUUUUAGUUCAUCCGAAAUGCAGAUGUUGAUUCAUUAUACGUGCGGUUCCUGACGCCUAUGGUUUAGCUGUAGCUUUUACCAUUUUUCACCCCUUACUACCGUCUAUCAAAAAGUAUUUUCAGCCUUCUCAGAUGAAGACUGAGCCCAAAUACAAUUCAAGCAUAUGAAAUGAUCUCGAAGACGUGCGUUUGCUCGGGAUAAGUUACUACUUCGGGCAACUUCGAAUCGUGAAUUCACAACUCGUUUAUGGUUUUGGGAGCCAAUAGAAAAAAAGGGGGUGGGUUUGUUUCUCAAUUAUGCUGAUUUUUAGUAUCGUCAACAUUGUUUGGGGUGGGUUUUUUUUAGUAAUUGCAUUCUCCACAUGUGCUCAGGAGAUUUAUAUAAUGACUGACUGCACCACUGGCGGUUUGUAUCUUAUUCACAACCUAUUAUUUAAACUUUAUUAUUAUUAUAAGGCCAGGUAUUGGGAAAUGUGGACAGAAAGGAGGGGGGGGGAUUUCCAAAUCAUCCAUACUCAGUCUGUACUCGAUCACAGUAUAUUUUUUUUUCCACCUUUAUUGGAUAGGACAGUGUAGAGACAGGAAAUGAGCAGGGGAGGGAUCGAGAAAUGACCUCGGGUCAGAAUCGAACCCGGGUCCUCGGAUUUAUGGUGCGGCGCCUUAUCCACCUGAGCCACGACGCCCCUGAUGAUCACAAUAUUUUAACCAUACCAUGAUGAACUACACCUCCAGAGAAUUUUUUUAUUUUUCUCCCUCCUCAGCGUUUUUAUCAUUGUGUAAUGAGGAAAAAGAAACGGUACAAAAACAAAUUUUGACUCUGCAGCCAGUUAUUCGUGUCUAACUGCAGGGCGAUAAAAUCACCGAGAGAAACGAUCACAUCUCUAAAUCACGUGGUCGGAUUAUCCAGCCCCAUCACAAGCACAAGAAAGAGAUUGAAGUGGUUUUUUGUACAGCGAGUGUCUAUUUGCAUUUUCCUUUCUUUCCAGCAGCACAGCCUUAUUUCCAUGUUGUACUGAUUUGUUUUUCAUUCCCUCUGUCAUUAGGAAGUGCGGAUUUGAAUUAUUAUUUUUUUUAAGUCAGCUGUGAGAAUUUAAUACCUCAUUUAUUAUCGUUGUCUGCAUUCAAAAUACGACACUUCUCCCCCAAGUCCUUUUUGCUUCUUGUUGUGCAAGUUGCGUGUUUGUAGCUUGAAAAAGAAUUUACAGCUUCACGUUUGUCUCAUGUAUAUUCAGUAACAAUGCGCAUCCAGUUCAGUAUGUUUAGCUGUGUAGUCACGAUGUUGCUUUUGGUUGAGGGUGUGGUUUUUGUUUGUUUGUUUUUUUUGUACGAGUGAGCUCAUUAUGUCAUCAUCGUGUUUAUUCACUAGCAUAAAAUGUAUCAAACACGCAGCGUUUGUUCAAGUCUCUCAAACGCACAACCCUGCACACGUUAAGUAUUAAUCCAGAUUAUCGAUCAUGUGACAACACUCGAUCUUGAGGGCUGUGAGCUUUUCAUUCCUACACUUAUAAAGAGCUGCUGCAGUGUGUGAGCUCAGGCUUCAUUGGCCAGCAUUAUUAUUAUUAUUAUUAUUAUUAUUAUGUUGUACUACAUUUUAUUUAAAUUUUUUUUUGCUCACUGUUUUCACCUUUUGGGGCUUUAAGAUUGUGUGUAAUAAUGGCAACAAAGCCACAAGGUACACAAAGAGUAACCUGAAGAAUGAAUUUGUAAUUUUAUUUUAUUUUAUUUUUGGUUGGGGGAGCUGAUGAUGAGGUAAUAUAGUAUUACGUAACUCUUAAAAAUGAACAUAUUCUGGAUUCUAACCUGAGAUGGAAAAUUGCUGUUGGAUUUAAAUCCCUCUUCAGUUCUUGACUGACGGAUGAUUUCACACUCCGUGUAUAAAACGGCAGUUUCAUGGUUUGCUUACUAUGUUUCUGGUCACUUCAGUAUUAUUGCUUUGUGUAUCCCUGUGCAAUGAUGAAAGCAGCAGCUCUUUUUUUUUUGGACUGUCACACGUCCUGCAUAUGGACCAAACUUGCUGCUCCUCAGGUCAAACGUACUUAUGAUGGCUUAUUCCAUGAACUUUAACCCCUUCGGACACACGGAAAAAAUGCUAUGGAACUUGGUGUGUACGAUUGUGCACGUUCUGUCCGAACGGGAUAAAGCAGCUCAUUGGCAGAGUUCUCCAUGCUCUUGCAUUUCAGUUAAUGUGUGUUUCUUUUUCCCCUCCUCCGUCUGUGUUAAACAUUUCCAGCAUGUGUAUUUAGAGUAUAUAUUUUGUGUGUGUGUAUAUACUCUGCUUUAUUUAGUCUGCUUACCAAAGAAGCGAUUUUAGGCCCACAUGCAGCUUUGAGCUGAUUUAAAUAUGCAAAUUGAAUUUAAAGUUUUCCCUGUCACAAAAGGAUUCCAUCUGUCUGUUUUCUCCUGUGUCUUUAGAUUAUGUUAAAGCUAAAGUGGUGCAAUGGAGGAAUAAGCAUCCAGCAUAGGGUGGGUGUGUGUGGGGUGGUGUUUUUAAUGAUCAUUUCAUUUGUUCUUAAUGAACAGGUACUUAUUUCACACAGGACUUUUCUGAACAGAAAUCGGACUUCCUUCCUGUGUGGACUGUUGACGUGAUGUAACGGGGGAAUCUGUAGUGGUGCAAGAUGCCGCUCUGCAUCAGGAAUACGUGUGCGUGUAGGCGUGGAUGAUAAAUUCUUGUACAAUUCACUUUUUCUACCAAGUUUCUAGAGCUUUUCCUGUACAUAAAGAACAAUAAAUUAUUUUUAAAAUCA